CCAGUCAAUCUUGUUAUAGAACAAGAAAUUUUCUCUAAAUGUUGAUUUUUUUAUGACUCAAUGCUGAUUUUUGAUGGUUUGAUGUGGCUUAAUGUUGAUUUUGAUGACUUGAUGUGAUUUAAUGUUGAUUUUUUAUGAUACGAGGUAUAUGUAACAUACUAAAUAAAGUUAGAAAAGUGGGAAAAUAAAAUAUAACACUUGGUCUCCUUGUUCGCCUUAAAGCGGUCGCCUUGUCGCCUAAGCACUUAGGCAGCCAUCAAACACCUUGGUUUGCCUUGGCGCCGUAACAACCUUGAGAAGGGCCAUACUUGGAUCUCUCAAGAUGGGUUGAGGACUUUAGGAACCUAUUUACAUUGACUGUUUGAUUUAUAAAGACACUGUUCUUAUCAUCUUCUUGUUUGCCUAAUGUUUUGGAUUUCUUUUGUUUCAUUGUUUGUUUAUGUUUUCAUGACCUGAUCCUUGUAAUAAUAAAAGAAGAGAAAGAAUAUAUGAGCCAUGUAAACCUAAUUCUGCUCGUAAUGGGCCCAGUAAGGAUACACUUAACCCAGAGAAAAGCUGAAUCAAAAUGAAUGAUUCACACAUUUUUUUUAAAUAAAAAAACCUACAAAAACCCUCUUGCCCCUUGGCGCAGCAUUAUCUGGUUCAAUGGCCACAUCUCUCGCCAUAGUUUCAUUGCUUGGCAGGUUAUCUCCAACUACCUUCCCACGCAAUCCUUCCUCCUGUACUGACACAUUCAAGUCCCCUCCUCUUGUUGUCUUUGCUGGAAUGGCAUUGAAGAUGUCAGCCAUAUUUUUUUCAUAUGUCCUUUCUCCUCUACCAUUUGGAAGAGGGUCCUUAGUAGUUGCUUGCCAUCUAGAAGAAGUAUCCUCCCCUUGAGCAAAGAAUAGAUCUGGGUUGACGUGACUUUUGUUGGUUCCUCUAUUUGUAAUAUUGCCGGGAAGCUCGCAUUUUGUGCUACUAUUAACCAUAUCUGGAUGGAGCGAAAUCUCCAUAGCUGGACUUCCAACUCUUGUUCUUUUGAAAAGAUUUGGAAUGCCAUUUACUUUGAUGUUCUAAUCUCGACUCUCCCUGCCAUUGCACUGUUCGAGACACCCCAAGGAAUUUGCUCACCUGCGGGCUGGGGCCUUCCUAUUUACAUUAUUCACCCCCUUGAUGGUCUUAUCCUCUUUGUAGGGCUCGCUCCUCCUGUUAAUUGAUGGUUUUCCAUCUUUUUGCUGGGCUAGUCCCUUCUGGCCUUUUUCCUCGUAUAUUCUUCUCUGUUUUGGUUAUGAAUUUACUUAUUCAUCAAAAAAAAAAAAAAAAAAAAAAAAGGAGGAUAAUAUGAAAGAAGAUAUUCAGAUCUGUACACCAUGAACAGAUUUAGGUUUGCCCAUCAAACCUUGUGGGAAAGAACCUGUCUUUGCCGUAAACUGUAAGCAUGAAUCCCAUUCUUUCAAAAUAAGCAAUUUAUGAUAAUAUAUAGAGGAUUUGUCAUAUUUCCAAACCUGACCAAUAGCUUUUGACUAAAGGAAACACUUAUAAUUCUGAGACAUCCCUUAAUUAAACAACUAACUUAUCUCUACUUGGUGGGCCUCACAACUAAACAAAGUUUGCCACUUCCCCUUGGACUCAAUACUUGGGCUUUAUAACCUCAUUACAAUAAGAACCCAUAAAUUAGAAAACUAAUACUGAAGCUCAUAUAUCUUUAAUUUUAAUACAAUAAAACCCAAUUCAUGUCAAUACUGUGCUCCCCUGUAAGAAAUCCCAAUUUAAUGGACUGAAAAUAAAGAUUUUAUCCAUACAGAUGAUCAGCAUCAAUGCUUCUGGCUAUUGAUAUGCUAAGUGUGUUAGGCUGAAUAGUUUUAAGAAAUGACUAGAAACCUCGCUGGCAGCUUUUGGUUAUAUUUGGGAUUUUUUGUUUGGGCACUGUGAUAACUUUCUGACUUAUACCGAUUUUCUUUCUAGGGUUGGAUUCAACUCAGUGUACCAUUUGACAGAUUUGCCCUCUUUUGUGAGUGGAAAAUAUGUGGUGUUAUUUGAUCCACAGGGUGUAUAUCUUCCAAAUAUUUCAGUGGCAAAUCCUGGAAAGCGUAUUGAGUAUGUUAGUUCUUCAGCUGUUUCAAUUUAUAAUGACCAGUUCAUUCCAUAUUGUGCUUUUGGAUGUGACAUGAAACAGCCUUUCCAUGGAACUUUAUUCCGUUUCCCUUUGAGGAACUCAGAUCAGGGAGCCAUUAGUAAGCUCUCAAGGCAAGCAUACGCAGAAGAUGACAUUUAUUCUAUGUUUGCUCAGCUUUAUAAGGAAGGGAUUUUCACCCUGCUCUUUCUUAAGAGUGUUCUCUCUGUUGAAAUGUAUACAUGGGAUGCUGGGGCACCUGAACCACGGAAGCUCUACUCUUGUUGUGUCAGCUCAGCAAAUGAUGAUAUAAUUUGGCAUCGCCAGGCAUUACGAAGACUAUCUAAUUCUGUUAUGUCUGCAAAUAAUGAGGUGGAUUCCUUCUCAUUGGACUUCUUAAGUGAGGCAGUUCUUGGGACCCAGUUGGAGAAGAAGACGGCCACAUUUUUCAUAGCGCAGGCAAUGGCAUCAGGAUCAAGUAAAAUUGGUGCUUUUGCUGCUGCUGCUGUCGAAGAAUAUGAUAUUCACCUGUUGCCUUGGGCAUCAGUUGCUGCAUGCAUUUCAGAUGGUUCAUUGGAGGAUGUCAUCUCGCAAAGGCAAGGAGCCCUCAUCCUCUGGCACUCGACGUAAGACCACCGCUUCUAAGUGGAAGAGUGCGGGAAUUAGCUCUCCAGCCCCCCGCACAGGGAGACCCGACCUGCCCGGUUUGACCCUUCGGACUACGAUGAGGAGCUCUUCCACAGUGCAGAAGCAGCAUCCAACUGGCCGGCCUUCCUAAAGAGGUCGGUGAUGAUGGAGAAGACCGUGGUAGUCGACGACUUCCACAAGGUUCGGCUUUAGGAGAGGUUUACAGCACUGGGCUGGCAGUCCAUCCUCCAAGUAGACCGUCUGUGCUACGAGUAGCUGGUUCGUAGGUUCUACUGUAACCUGGAGGUUUCCUAUCAGUACGGGGAGUACACUAUAGUCAGCUUGGUGAAGGGGGUGGACAUCCAGCUGACCGUGGGCACCUU
Macadamia integrifolia is the source of this 3102-nucleotide messenger RNA. RefSeq names its product sacsin-like. Gene Ontology annotation, molecular function: Hsp70 protein binding. The record is from RefSeq and is a predicted model, not a curated record. Bases 2147 to 2722 code for a protein of 191 amino acids. The transcript has 2 exons. NCBI's taxonomy places the organism in Eukaryota, Viridiplantae, Streptophyta, Magnoliopsida, Proteales, Proteaceae.